AUGUAUACUCUUCGCACCAGUCUUGUUGUUCUCACCACCGCGCUACCCCUGGCGCAAGCUGUCCUGGUCAAUCAAAACUCACCUUGUUUGACAAAGUGCGGCAAUGUGCUCGAGUCUACCUCUCAGUCUGAUAUAGCAUGCGGUGAUAAAAGCUUCGGCGCUGGCGACAGCCAAAUCUUCAAGGGGUGUGUUCAGUGCGAGGUCAACAGCCAUUACGUCGGCCCCAACAACGAGACUGAUGUCACUGCAGCACUAUACAACAUGCGAUAUGCUCUCUCAUCAUGCCUCUUUGGUGUCCCUGGCAAAGAUCAUAUGCUCCAUAGCAACCCUUGCGUUACCAGCAAGGCCUGCGCAAACUUCAUGAAUGCGACCAUCUUUAAUGAUGUCUCUGCCAAGGAUCGUGGCUACGAAUACUGCGAUUUGUGGCCUUCUGACAAUGACAUCGAUUUUCGCGGCUGCAGAGACUGCCUGGCGGCUGAACAUCGCAUCCUGUCUAAUUUCGAUCCUGCCUGGUUCGAUAACGGCCCCCUUAACCUCAACGCGAAGGUGGGCAUUGCUGUCGGCGCUUUUGUACUACUUUUGAUUAUUUCGGGCAUGUUCAUCGUCUGGAAUGGAAAGAGAAGACGCAGAGCAUACCUACGCAAAUUGGAAGCAAUCUAUACGGCAAAUAAGGGUUGGCCGGCGCCCCAGAGUCCUGGCGGCGGCAUGUUUGAGCCGCCGACUAGCCAGCGUGCCCCGAAUAGUGGCUGGGGCGACUCACCCAUGACUGAGCCGGCCGAAAAGCCGCUUCCACGCUACGUCUCACCAUACUCGUCACAGUACAACAGUCCGACAAGCGCUACCAAGGGGACCUCUAUGCCCUGGCCCAACGCUGCGCUGGCGCGAGACCAUAACAUUGGGGUGGCACAAGGAGGUGAUAGAAACGGCGACUCUUGGGAGGAAAGCAAACCAAAAGGCGUCGCGGAAUCGUACGAAUUGAACGACGUCGCAAACAGUGCCGGUGGCCCAUCCGAGACUCGACAUUUCAUGGGCAAGGAAGUUGUGGCCACCAAAAAGGCCGAGGAGGACUACUCCAUCAAGCCCCAGGCGAGCACACCGGCGCUCGACACCAGCAACUGGCCUCUGCUGCUCAAGAAUUACGACAAGCUUCUUGUUCGCACUGGCCACUUCACCCCGAUCCCCAAUGGCUGCUCGCCUUUGAAGCGUGACAUCAAGUCCUACAUUAGCUCUGGUGUCAUCAACCUGGACAAGCCUUCCAACCCUUCCUCGCACGAAGUCGUCGCUUGGGUCAAGCGUAUUCUGCGAUGCGAAAAGACUGGUCACAGCGGUACCCUCGACCCCAAGGUCACGGGCUGCCUGAUUGUCUGCGUGGACCGCGCCACCCGUCUGGUCAAGUCCCAGCAGGGCGCCGGUAAGGAGUACGUUGCCGUUGUCCGCCUGCACGACAAGCUGCCGGGCGGCCAGGCUCAAUUCGCCCGCGCCCUCGAGACGCUCACUGGCGCUCUCUUCCAGCGCCCACCCCUGAUUUCCGCCGUCAAGCGCCAGCUGCGUAUCCGAACCAUUCACGAGAGCAAGCUCAUCGAGUUCGACAACGACCGUCACCUCGGCGUCUUUUGGGUCAGCUGCGAGGCCGGCACCUACAUCCGUACCCUCUGCGUGCACUUGGGUCUUCUCCUCGGCGUCGGUGGCCACAUGCAGGAGCUGCGCCGUGUCCGCUCCGGAGCCAUGGACGAGAGCAAGCAGCUCGUGACCCUCCACGACGUGCUUGACGCGCAGUGGACCCACGACAACACGCGCGACGAGUCGUAUCUCCGCAAGGUCAUUUCUCCCCUCGAGACCCUCCUGACCUCGUACAAGCGCCUGGUUGUCAAGGACAGCGCCGUCAAUGCCGUGUGCUACGGUGCCAAGCUGAUGCUUCCCGGUCUUCUCCGCUACGAAUCGGGCAUCGAGCACCACGAGGAGAUUGUGCUGAUGACGACCAAGGGUGAGGCCAUUGCCCUCGCGUACGCGCAAAUGUCGACUGUUGAGAUGUCCACAUGUGACCACGGUGUGGUGGCCAAGGUUAAGCGCUGCAUCAUGGAGCGCGACUUGUACCCCCGCCGCUGGGGUCUCGGUCCCGUCGCCCAGGAGAAGAAGAAGCUCAAGGCCGACGGCAAGCUGGACAAGUUUGGCCGCGCCAACGACGCGACCCCCGCCAAGUGGACGUCCGAGUACAAGGAUUUCAGCGCUCCUGACGCUGCGGCGGCUGCGGCUGCGGCGGCGACGCCCGCUGCUGCCGUCGUUGCCACGCCUCAAAAGGCUGACAAGAUGGACAUUGCGGAGACGCCAGCCGGCGAGGACGCGGGCGAGAAGAAGAAGCGCAAGAAGCACGAGGGCGAGACGGCUGAGGAGAAGGCGGAUCGCAAGCGCAGAAAGGCGGAGAAGAAGGCGGCCAAGGCUGCCAAGAAGGCCAAGGAUGAGUCUGACGAUGACAGCGAUUGA
Molecule: messenger RNA, 2481 nt
Organism: Beauveria bassiana ARSEF 2860
Lineage: Eukaryota; Fungi; Ascomycota; Sordariomycetes; Hypocreales; Cordycipitaceae
Product: centromere/microtubule-binding protein cbf5
Exons: 7
Coding region: 1-2481 (826 amino acids)
Biological process (GO): mRNA pseudouridine synthesis; rRNA pseudouridine synthesis; box H/ACA sno(s)RNA 3'-end processing
Cellular component (GO): box H/ACA snoRNP complex
Molecular function (GO): pseudouridine synthase activity; RNA binding
Source: RefSeq, a predicted model, not a curated record